Messenger RNA from Pseudoliparis swirei, 2939 nucleotides. RefSeq names its product nudE neurodevelopment protein 1 (gene nde1). Lineage: Eukaryota; Metazoa; Chordata; Actinopteri; Perciformes; Liparidae. The transcript is spliced from 9 exons. Gene Ontology annotation, molecular function: microtubule binding. Gene Ontology annotation, biological process: chromosome segregation; mitotic centrosome separation; microtubule nucleation. The record is from RefSeq and is a predicted model, not a curated record. Bases 163 to 1179 code for a protein of 338 amino acids. Gene Ontology annotation, cellular component: kinesin complex; kinetochore; centrosome.
UAACGUAAUGGGAGAUUAGUUUGGACAAUCACAAUACGUCUGUUAAAAGUCUUUAACAUUUGGUCUCGGCUCGUAAAACAUUACCCUGAGCUACAGUUUUAAUCGUUCCCUCAUAUGCGGUUAGCUCUCCGAUUCCCAUCAUCCUGACACAACGCUGCAGACAUGGUGGAGCCAACGUCACACACGUUUGCAUCCCUAGCAGAGGAGCUGGGCUUCUGGAAGGAGCAGUCAGAGGCUCAUCAGCAGAGGGCUGAUGAGGCUCAGGAGGAGCUGCAGGAGUUCCAGCAGAUGAGCCGAGAGUACGAAGCGGAACUGGAAACGGAGCUGAAGCAGUGUGAGGGGCGAAACAAAGAGCUGCUUUUAAACAACAACCGACUACGCGUUGAACUGGAAAACAUCAAGGAGAAAUUUGAGGCUCAGCAUUCUGACGCUUUUCGGCAUAUCUCUACCCUGGAGGAAAAUCUGGCACAAACCACAGCAGUGAGAGAUCACCUGCAGAAAUACAUCAGAGAGCUGGAGCAGUCCAACGAUGACCUGGAGAGGACCAAAAGGGCUACCAUCAUGUCUCUGGAGGACUUUGAGCAGCGAAUGAACCAUGUCAUUGAGAGGAAUGCCUUUCUCGAAAGCGAGUUGGAUGAGAAAGAGAACCUGCUCGAGUCCGUUCAGAGGUUAAAGGAUGAAUCCAGAGACCUUCGCCAGGAGCUGGCUGUCCGUCAGAAGGAGAGACGUCCGUCCAGCAGCCUCGGCAAAGACGCGGCAGAUCUCCCACCCAUCCCCGUCACGCCCUCCAAACCCAUCAGCUCUUUUGCCACGCCCCCUCCUUCCAGUAUCCGACGAGGCGAUGGCCUAACAGGAACUCCACUCACGACGUCUGCUAGAAUAUCUGCACUCAACAUUGUGGGGGAGCUGCUGCGAAAAGUUGGAAAUCUGGAGUCAAAGUUGGCGUCCUGUCGAGACUUUGUCUACGACACGUCUGUCAGCAGAGCGGCCCUUCCAGCCGGCCCUGGUAGUCCCUGUAGUCCUGGUUUAGACCGAGGCUCUGAGCUCCAAGCCAGCAGCAUGAGCCCCCCCCCUCAGUACGAAAGUUUAGUGAAACGGUUAGAGUUUGGACCGGCUCCUCCGAGAGGCGUCUCCCAGGGUGCUCAGUCGCCUCAGGGUGGGGUCAAGAUUCUGCUAUGAGAGAGAGAGGGAGGGAGAGAGAGAAAGAGAAAAAAAGACGACAACCCACCUUCCCUCGUUCAGUAACCUGACACGACCCCGGUCGCCAACGGGGACUUUGAGCCGAGCGGUCUUCCCUUCUGCCUCGCUGAACUCUUUUUGAACAUGGAAGCCGCUCGCUCUCCUCGGCCCACCUCAUCAGCGCAUGGACUUCUGCAGCCUCAGGCUAGUACCACACCAUUUCUAUCAGAGGAGGCCGCGGGGGGGGAACAGAACUGCAGCUCACACGGUCCUCCAUCAUCGACACUGUGGUGGGGAGCAUUUUUAAAACAAAGUUGUGUAUCUUCUGAUUUUCUUUCCGUGGUGGAUCAACAGAACUGAUGACGCAGUACUCAAAAAAAGAAAAAACACACAUUUCGGGUGGUAGCUUGUUCUUGUCCACUGACAAUGCAAUAGGGAGCUGAGUAGGAGGCACUGGACACGACCCUGAUGAAGGGACCGAGAACCUGAAGCAUCAUUUAUAAUAAAAAAUAAAAAAAGGUUUAGAUUGUACAAAUAUAUUGUUUGUCGAAACCAAAGCUUUAAAAAAAAUGGAGAAGAAAAAAACGGAUUAAAGUAAUAAAUGAUUUAUAAAUAACGAAUCUGAUUUAAAUAUAACAUGGUGAAACUUUAAUUAUUUUUGUUUUGAUAUUCUUUAAGCGAAGGGCUCGCAUAAUGUAGCCAUGAGCGACGUCAACAUUAGUUAACUCUGUUGUUGAAAUAUUUUCCCCUUAGCCGAGCCCCCCCAAUAUUUGUUUUCCAGCACACGGAUUAAAUUUUUUCGCCCCGCUACAAAAACUUUAGUCUCUGCCAGGAUCUGGUGUUCAUAUAUUAGCCAUCGCUGCCUCCAUCAAUGUCGUCACCUCUUCAGUCAGUCGGCCCCACAACGUCACGUCAGGUGAGUUUAUUAUCACAUUAAAGUUUCACCCACGACCGUUGACUUGUUUUAGCUGACUCUUUAUUAUUAUUAUUAUCUGGUAGUCAAAACUGAUGAACAUAAAGAACAGGAAGGCGUGAGAUGCUCAUUUGUCAAACAGGUUUAUGAUGUAGUGUUACCCAUAACUUUUAUGAAUGAAGUUUAUUGUAGGAGUUUAGAUGGGCACAUUGUUCACUGCUGAAUGUAUCGUAAUAAAAUCGGUGUGAGACCUGUCUGCCGUCGAGUUAUACGGUGGUGCCAAUGUGGAUACCAAGCAAUAAUAGAUUUUAACAGGUCGGAGAGAAGCACAGUUCAUAGUAUAUUUUUGUCGGUGUAUAUAUAGAGCGUAUAUUAAAUACUCUUUUCCUGCCUUUUUAGCAAGAGAUAUUAUGAAACGGGGAAAUAAGACUGAUUUAAUGUGACAUGUUUUGUUUUUCCCUGAAAAGUUUCUGGUUCAUCUGGUGCAGUCGCGACUGGCAUCCAGCGGCUCAUUCAUCGCAUAUUCCAUAUUCCAGUACAUAUUGUGGUUUAAUACAUAUGACAACUGGAUAUCCUGCUCCCCGUAGCCGUUUAACUCCUUAACAUGAGCUCGCUGUAACUAACCCACCACUACCUCCACCUGUGCGCUGGGUGUUUGUGUACAGCAGCACCUCGGCUACCGCUUCUGUAUUUGGACUGAACUGUAUGUGCCUGAGGUACUGGACCCACUUUUUAAUCCUGCUGGUUUGCAGUUGUUUUUUCUAUUGAACUGAAGAGAUGAGGAAGUUCUGCUCAUCUUUUGAAGUUCCUGACCGAGACUGAGAAAUAUUAAAAAGGAGAAAACCAA